Rhagoletis zephyria (snowberry fruit fly) is the source of this 513-nucleotide messenger RNA. The record is from RefSeq and is a predicted model, not a curated record. NCBI's taxonomy places the organism in Eukaryota, Metazoa, Arthropoda, Insecta, Diptera, Tephritidae.
AUGGGCUGCGUCUACUCGAAGCAGAAUUUUUCGGGUUCCGGCGACGGCAGCUCAAGAAGAAAACAAAAGAAUCAAAACGGCUCUUCUUCAAAUGGAGCCGCCGGUGUAGAGCUCAAUCCGAGCGGCGGCGGCUCUGAGCCAAACAGUCCAAACCAUGCAGGCAAUGGCAGUCUACGCCAGCGAAUCUACGACGUUGAGGUGUGCAACGUCGAGAAGGAGGGUAUCAUCCACGGACAGCUGGAGAUAACGGACACCAACUUGAUCUACCGCCUCAAGGGCCGAUCUCCCAUUAUAUGGCCGCUCAGAUUCCUUCGCUCCUACGGCCACGACAAGGACAUCUUCAGCUUUGAAUGUGGCCGGCGGUGUCCCACUGGCGAGGGCGUCUACGUCUUCAAGUGCUCAAAAGCAGAACAGCUCUUCCGGACGCUGCUCGAUGUGAUCAACAGCGCCACGACGCUGAACGCCUCCAACGGCGCCAUCAAUCCGAAAGAACAGCGAGCAUCACCUGUAUGA